Messenger RNA from Vicia faba (fava bean), 888 nucleotides. NCBI's taxonomy places the organism in Eukaryota, Viridiplantae, Streptophyta, Magnoliopsida, Fabales, Fabaceae. The record is from the annotation of a GenBank genome assembly.
AUGAAUGUGCAGAAACCAGCUAUAAAAGCUAUAACUGGUGGAUGGAGGAAUGCAUCUUUACUGUUAGUGAAUCAGUUUCUAGUUGCAUUAGCAUUCUCGGGAGUGGAAGCAAAUUUGGUUCUCUUUGCAAAGUUAGUAUUGAGAAAGAGUAAUGCAGAGUCAGCUAACAUUUUCACCACAUGGAUCGGAACUACCAAUUUCUUCUCUCUAAUUGGAGCUUUUCUUAGUGACUCGUAUUUGGGAAGAUACCUCACUUGCAUCAUAUUCCAACUCGUGUUUAUCAUUGGCUUGCUGGGAUUAUCUCUGUCAACUCAUGACUGUGAACAAAAAGGAGUGCAAUGUGAAUCAGAUGCUCAAAACCACCUUCCAGCAUUUUACUUAUCCUUAUACCUCAUAGCUCUUGGAAGUGGAGUUUUUGACCCUGCAUUACCAACUCUUGCUGCUGAUCAAUUUGAUGAAGAUGAACCUGAUGAACAACGAUCAAAGAACACAAUUUAUGGCUAUUUGUAUGCCUCAUCCAAUUUAGGAUCAUGGAUAUGCACUUGUUGUGCAGGUGUUUCCUUCCUUGUUUUGAUGAGUGGAAGACUUAGAUAUAAACACCACAAGACUUUUGGAAACCCUAUAUCUAAGUUUACACAAGUUAUUGUGGCUUUUUUUAGAAACAUGUUUUUUAAUAGAGUUGCAAUGGUUUCUGAUGAUGCAACUGAGAUGUCGCUAGGUCAAGGCCAGAAAUUAUACACAUGGAAAUACAUUUGCAGUGUGAAAGAAACUGAAGGGAUGAAAUAUAUUUUAAGAGUAUUACCAAUAUGGUUUUGCACAAUAUUCACCUCCAGUGUCAAAUCCAAAUGCAAAUGCAAUCUCUAUUUGUUGAACAAGGUUCAACAAUGA